AUGAGCAACAAUCACAUCGAAAGCGCUACCACGAUGAACCUGUCCCUUCGCCUGCGCGGUGGUGGCAAGGUUCACGGAUCAUUAGCACGUGCUGGUAAGGUGAAGGGGCAGACUCCUAAGGUUCCCAAGCAGGAAGACUCGAAGAAGGCGCUUACUGGUCGCGCUAAGAAGCGCUGGCAGUACAAUCGUCGUUUCGUGAACGUCGUGGCGGGCAUGGGUGGCAAGAAGUUGGGUCCGAACUCUAACGCUGCGAAGCAGUAA
Molecule: messenger RNA, 261 nt
Organism: Plasmopara halstedii
Lineage: Eukaryota; Oomycota; Peronosporomycetes; Peronosporales; Peronosporaceae
Product: 40s ribosomal protein s30
Exons: 2
Coding region: 1-261 (86 amino acids)
Biological process (GO): translation
Cellular component (GO): ribosome; cytosolic small ribosomal subunit
Molecular function (GO): structural constituent of ribosome
Source: RefSeq, a predicted model, not a curated record